Molecule: messenger RNA, 1839 nt
Organism: Ipomoea nil (Japanese morning glory)
Lineage: Eukaryota; Viridiplantae; Streptophyta; Magnoliopsida; Solanales; Convolvulaceae
Exons: 4
Coding region: 1-1839 (612 amino acids)
Molecular function (GO): nucleic acid binding; zinc ion binding
Source: RefSeq, a predicted model, not a curated record
AUGUGUGUGGAAGUCGACCUCACCAAACCGCUCCUCUCCAAGUUCACAGCCAAGAUGAAGGUUCGAAGGAUAGAAUACGAGGGAAUGUACCAAAUUUGCUUUCACUGCGGUGUUUAUGGCCAUGCAGCAGAAGCCUGUCCCCGGAAACCAUCGGAGGAAGGGCACGCGACGGCGGAAGCAGGCGGUGCUAAGGGAAACGAUGGACGACAACCAAAUAAGGAAAGCGAUCAACCGGUGAUCAUUAGACCGGAAAUCGUGGAGAGAUAUGGUACGUGGAUGAUUGCGCCCAAAAAAAUGUACAGGCAAAAUCGCUCCAAUAAUGGAAAGAAUAAGGAUCAGAAAGGAAAGGAUUGGGAUGGAGCUAAAGACCCUAACGGCUCUAUGAGUGGAGAGAAAGGAUCGCAAAAUGGAAAGAAUAAAGGGAAAGAAACAGUAGACCAAGGAAUUGGAUCAGCAUCUAUGUUUGCGGCUUUGAGUGAGGAUAUUGUGGACGAAACAAUUGAGCUGACUGAGGAAUCUAAUGAGGGGAAUCAAUUGGAAAAUCAAGUGAGGAAAGUCGGGAAAUCAGUAGGGAAAAAUAGGGAAAAAGUGAGAAGACCCAAUGUGCAAAUCUCAGAAAAACAAAUAACAAAUGAAAAGAAUGUGCAUCCAGGGGCCACGCAAGUAAUGCGGAAAAGCCAUGCAGCAGCUUCAACUGAAGCUAGCACUUCCAAGAGGCCUAGCAAGAGCAACCAAGCAGCUGCAGGAGACACACAUACAGUAGCAAGGGGUAUAGGGGCGGACGACACUUGUAUCAAACUUGGUUUUGAUCAAUGGCUUCGCGUAGAAGCUGUGGGGAUGAGUGGAGGCAAAUGGAUCCUCUGGAACAACUCUCUCAAGCUGGAUGUUCUAAGCACCAAUCCCCAAUUCGUUACUUUGGAAAUCACGAACAGUAGGAAUAUGGUGUGGUCCAUUGCAGUUGUGUAUGCAAGCCCCUCCCAUAAUCUACGACAUAAAUUAUGGUCAGAUUUAGGAAGAACUCAGCACGGUUUGGAUGAAGCUUGGAUUGCUAUUGGAGACUUCAACUCAAUCAGAAACUCUGAAGAAGUCUAUUGCCGUGAGAGUUUCAAUGAAAGACGAAGUAGAGAGUUUAUAGAAUGGAUAAGCCGAGAGAGUCUCAUUGAUCUAGGUUUCAGCGGAUCGCAGUACACCUGGAGACGUGGAACCACCGUCGAAACCUUUAAAGCUGCUCGUCUGGAUAGAUGCCUGUGUACGGAAGCCUGGAUUGACAAGUUUCCGAACGCGACCGUAUCGCAUAUACCGAACCUGACCUUGGAUCACAACCCCGUCCUACUAACUCUGGAAAACCAGACUAAUUAUAAUAGACCGAACAGAUUUCAGUAUCAAGCAGUUUGGGGUUUGCAUAAAGACUUCGGUAAGAUUGUUACUAAUACCUGGAGGAGUUCAACCAACACUGGACUUGAUUUUGAUUCAAAACUGAACCUUAUGAAAGAGAACUUAAAGACGGAGAAAGGUGGCGAUUGGAGACUUAGGAAAAAAAAAAGGAAACAGACCAUUGCUAGGAUUGAUGGUAUCCAACGAGCCAGGAACUAUGGUAAGAAAGGAGGCUUAAUAAAACUAGAAGCUAAGUUGAAGACGGAGUUGGAUGAUAUCCUUUAUAAAGAGGAGCUUAUCUGGUUUCAAAGAUCGAGAGAGGAGUGGAUUACAUCGAGUGACUGCAACACUAAAUACUAUCAUGCUAUAAAGAAGGAACACUUUCGGGCCCUUUUCAUGAGGGAAACAACAACGGCAAAUACAAGGAAUGUCACGAAGGAGGAAAUAAAACCAGCUGCUUUCUAA